This is a messenger RNA of Chenopodium quinoa (quinoa), 1135 nucleotides long. Its product is annotated as RING-H2 finger protein ATL73-like. The transcript has a single exon. Gene Ontology annotation, molecular function: transferase activity. The record is from RefSeq and is a predicted model, not a curated record. Gene Ontology annotation, biological process: protein ubiquitination. Lineage: Eukaryota; Viridiplantae; Streptophyta; Magnoliopsida; Caryophyllales; Amaranthaceae. The coding region runs from base 309 to 929 and encodes 206 amino acids.
UAACAACAUACCAUAUUACACCUUCCUAGAAAUUGCCCCCAAAAAUCAUAAAAGAAAUAUUUUCUUAGAAAUUUCUAUCUAUAAUUUCCUCCCAAGUUUGAAGCAAUCUACAAGUGUGGAAUGAAUGAAUUGUCUUCUCAUGAUUUUCCUCAUAAAUCAUCCGAUUUUCCACAAAUACUAUUCUCUUCUUUAUUUCACUUCACUCAAUUUAGAUUUGACAAUCAUAUCAGUAGUCUCCUACACUACACAUAUACACACUUUGUCCUAGAUAAUCAUCAAGUAGCGUAGAAGUAGCACAAGAGCUAGCAAUGGUGUGGCCUCGGCCGCCUCACCGCCACCUCCUCCAUGAAGUAUCACCGCCACCCACCGCAACCUCACCGCAUAGCAACGAGGCCCAUGUCACAAGAGCUAAUUAUGUCGGUAUAGAUGCUAACAUGGUGGUCAUCCUAGGAGUGUUACUUUUUGCCUUAUUAUGUGCUCUAGGCUUAAACUCACUUGUCCGGUGUGCCAUCCGUUGUUGCACCGGCCAACACCACCACCACCACCUCCGGCACAACCACAACCGGCAAGACCUAGGUAACACGUACGUGGGGGCGAUUAGUCAAGGGCUAAAGAGGAGCACCAUAAGGCAAAUCCCAACAACAAUAUAUCAUACAGCAACAAGUGUUAUGUCCACGGAUUGCAUGAUAUGUCUAGGGGAGUUCAUAGAAGGGGAGAACAUAAAAGUGUUACCAAAAUGCAAACAUGGGUAUCAUAGUAAGUGUAUUGAUACAUGGUUGCUUUCGCACUCGACUUGCCCUACAUGCCGGCAAUCACUAUCGGAAUGGACGGGAAACGAUGCCAUUGUGGUGCCUAUGGAAAUUGGGAAUCGUACGGAUUCCUCGAAUCAUGAGGUACGUGGUGUUGAAGAUGCUACGCAAAGGCACUAGAGAAUAAACUGUGUGGUUGUUAUGAAGAUGAUUGAUGAAUGAGAUGAACUAAAGUUGUGAGAAACAUCCAUGUCAAUGUACUUUGAAGCACCCCCAAAAAAAAAAGAAGCCAUUCUGUAGAUUUGUAAUUAUGUUGUAAUAUAACACCAAUGUACUUUGUAUGUGUAAAUUCAUAAUACAUGUAUAUACGAGUGCCAUUUUUUAAA